AUGUCUGCUAGCCGGUCGCCCAGUAUCACCCAAGAGAACUAUGUCGAGUCUGUGGAAAACGACGACGAUGAGGUAAUCGAAGAUAAGUCUUCGAGGUUCGGGAAACGCCGCGCUAAUCUCUACGACGCGAUAGCUGGCCGUGUCAACCCUCGUGGGAUUCAAGCAACGCAGCCGGUUGCCUCUUAUCACCGCGAUACAGCCUCGUCGGGUGCUCGACCACUUCGACCGGAGGAGCUUCUCCUCCGCCGACAAAACAAUUCAGCGGGGCCUGUUAGUGAUCAGGCUGAGAGGAGAUACUUCGCACACGAAGAUCUACCCGCUGAUCAGCCUCUGCCGAGUUCCGAGCUCCUCGAGACGAUCCAUGCUUAUGCGGCCGACUUCUACGAAUAUGCUACGGCAGACAAUGGCCAAGACGACCACAAGACAAUGGAUGAGACUGCACUACUUGCAAUGGGAAUUCUGAUUGAGGAGAUGUCCAAAGAUGCAUUAGGCGAGACAGGUGACCUUGUCCUCGUCGAAGGACAGGAGCUAGUUGAAGAAGAGGAAGAGCAGACCGGCGCCGAGAGUGACACUACCAACCAGUCUGCAGCACAAGUUGUUCGAAGGAAACGAGCCAGCAGUAACCCGAAGAAGAAACCGAAGCGCCGCAAGUUGACUCGUUCGGCUUCUGCCACAACGGAGGCGGACACUGAGAUUGACGAUCGACUAUGA
This is a messenger RNA of Penicillium nucicola, 711 nucleotides long. RefSeq lists its product as uncharacterized. Gene Ontology annotation, molecular function: RNA polymerase I cis-regulatory region sequence-specific DNA binding. Gene Ontology annotation, cellular component: RNA polymerase I upstream activating factor complex. The transcript is spliced from 2 exons. Bases 1 to 711 code for a protein of 236 amino acids. Gene Ontology annotation, biological process: nucleolar large rRNA transcription by RNA polymerase I. Lineage: Eukaryota; Fungi; Ascomycota; Eurotiomycetes; Eurotiales; Aspergillaceae. The record is from RefSeq and is a predicted model, not a curated record.